Molecule: messenger RNA, 1316 nt
Organism: Solea senegalensis (Senegalese sole)
Lineage: Eukaryota; Metazoa; Chordata; Actinopteri; Pleuronectiformes; Soleidae
Product: short coiled-coil protein B-like
Exons: 4
Coding region: 319-558 (79 amino acids)
Cellular component (GO): trans-Golgi network
Source: RefSeq, a predicted model, not a curated record
CAGCGCCUCCCGGCGGCUGUGUGGUGUACUGCGCUGGCUGUGGUGGACACAGAGCUGAACUUUGUGACGCUGUUCUACGUCUCAGCGCAGCCGCCGCUGCUGUUUCCACGUCGUGAGGUUCGUGUCUUUAAUCCCUGAGUCUGUUCUUCUGCUGUUUAAUGUGCAGAAAUCCGUGUUAGCCUGCUAGCCGCCCGGUGUUAGCAGCAGCCCGGUGUUAGCGGCAGUCCGGUGAGGAGCGGGAGGAGGAGCAGAAGCAGAAGGCCCGGGGUCCGCAGAGUCGCAGCCCUGCAUUCCAAAAGAGAAGAAGAAUAUCUCACCAUGAGCUCAGACGAUGGUGACUUGGAGAACCAGGCUGAGUUGGAGGAGAAGACCAAGCUCAUCAGUCAGGUGUUAGAACUUCAGCACACUUUAGAGGACCUGUCUGCUCGAGUGGACGGCGUCAAAGAGGAGAACCUGAAGCUGAAGUCAGAGAACCAGGUUCUGGGUCAGUACAUUGAGAACCUGAUGUCUGCCUCCAGUGUCUUCCAGACGACCGAAACCAAGAGCAAGCGCAAGUGAAAUCCAUCAGAACAUGGCAGCCUCUAUAAGUGGACUUGAAUACCAACAUUACUCACGUUAUACAUGUUCUGACUCAGCUGGAGUCACUGUGUCAUUACCUUAAUCCAAACACUAGGGAGCAGUGUUGUGUCAAACCAGAAUGCAGGUGAACUAAAUGGAAAUCCACAACUGGAGCCUUAAUUAAUGCAGCUCAGCCAACAUGUGCGGCACAGGGUUUUUAUAAAGACGAUACUCCAGAAUGCUCUCAUAUGUUUCAUUUUUGUGAGCAGCAGCAGCUCCUGUCUUGACCUCACUGAGAGCGCCACCACGAUGUGGACGCUGCUUAAAGGACUCAACAUUAAGUUAAACAUGAUUAAAAAAACAUUGAUCAUUUGUAGCAUGUUGAUCAUAAACUUUAGUACAAAACCUAUUAAAAUCCAGACGAGUCCAUUCUAACGGCUAAUUCUGUUUUUUUGUGCAGACUUAAUCUCCUCAGAUUCAGUUUAAAGAAACUGAACAUAAACAGUUCAGUGUUUACAGGGACAACGUUGUUUGUGUGUAGUUUUAUAUUUUUACAUUUAAUCAUACAUCAUACAUAAAUGAUUUAAUAUUUUUAGUCAUUUCAGCACAACGUCACUUUCUGUUGUGAAUAAGUUCACAAACAAGAACUUUGUGUAUUUAUUUACCCUUUUAAAUAAUCACUGAUUAACAUGUGUUUAAAGUGUAAAUGUUGCAUUUUUAUUUGAAAUGAUUUGAGGUGAAUAAAGUGAUCUUUUUGA